CGUCAAUACUGGUGUGUGUUUAGCGCUGGUCCGGACUUUCCCAGAGUUCAUCGACCCUGAGCUCUCACAGACCACAAAGGCUCAGAUCAGGUUCACACAUCAUCAAACCAAGCAGGCAAACCGCUUAAGAGAAGAGACUCAGACUCAGGGAGGAGGAGCCCACGCUGACCUGACCUGUGCUGUGUGCUGGGCGCGUCAGCAUGGCGGUGGGCCUGCAGCAUGUGGGGCUGAUCCUGGCUGUGGUGUCGUGGUGCCUGCAGUCCAGCUGCACGUCCUCCAAGGUGUGGAAGACGAGGAGCCAGGCGGAGUCAGUCACCACCAGUCAGUGGCAGUUUGAAGGCCUGUGGAUGAGCUGUGCCGCCACGUCGCUGGGCUCGGUCCAGUGCAGCAAGUUCAAGACAGUGCUGGGUCUGCCGGCUCACCUGCAGGCCUGCCGGGCCCUGAUGAUUCUGUCCCUGCUGCUCGGUCUGGCCUCCAUUAUCGUCUCAGUGCUAGGACUCAAGUGCACAAAGAUCGGCAGAACCUCGGAUCACGCCAAAGGCGCGAUCACCCUGAGUGGGGGAAUCAUGUUCAUUCUGUCUGGUGUCUUCACGCUGACUGCGGUGUCGUGGUACGCAGCCCGAGUCAUCAGCGAGUUCUACGAUCCGCUGCACGGGGGGGUCAGGUUUGAGCUGGGUACUGGUCUCUAUCUGGGCUGGGCUGCUUCCUGUCUGGCUGUAGUGGGAGGGUUGAUGCUCUGCUGCUCCUACAGAAAGCCUCCCCCCACGCCUGCUUCACGGCAUUUUUCAUACAACUACUCCAAAACGAGCCAAGGACAGAGCAUCUACAGAGCAGCUCCCGUCUCAGACAGCAGCAGUUCCAAGGCCUAUGUCUGACCCUGAACACACCUCAGAACCACAUGGAUGUAGAGGACGGUCUGAGGGUGUCUGUCUGCACCAGAACGCUUUUCUAAAUGCUAAAUAAAUGUGUGACAGUCUGGA
Molecule: messenger RNA, 980 nt
Organism: Betta splendens (Siamese fighting fish)
Lineage: Eukaryota; Metazoa; Chordata; Actinopteri; Anabantiformes; Osphronemidae
Product: claudin-19-like
Exons: 6
Coding region: 201-875 (224 amino acids)
Biological process (GO): bicellular tight junction assembly; cell adhesion
Cellular component (GO): plasma membrane; bicellular tight junction
Molecular function (GO): structural molecule activity
Source: RefSeq, a predicted model, not a curated record